Metarhizium robertsii ARSEF 23 is the source of this 10884-nucleotide messenger RNA. RefSeq names its product polyketide synthase 3. Bases 1 to 10884 code for a protein of 3627 amino acids. The record is from RefSeq and is a predicted model, not a curated record. Gene Ontology annotation, molecular function: phosphopantetheine binding; S-adenosylmethionine-dependent methyltransferase activity; 3-oxoacyl-[acyl-carrier-protein] synthase activity. Lineage: Eukaryota; Fungi; Ascomycota; Sordariomycetes; Hypocreales; Clavicipitaceae. Gene Ontology annotation, biological process: fatty acid biosynthetic process; secondary metabolite biosynthetic process. The transcript has 2 exons.
AUGUAUGAGCCCGUGGCGAUUGUAGGGACGGCAUGCCGAUUCCCUGGUGCAGCAAAUUCGCCGUCUAGGCUAUGGGACCUGUUGAAAGAGCCUAGAGAUGUCGUCAAAGAUUUCCCAUUAGAAAGACUUAAUAUGGGAAACUUUUACAACGACAACGGCGAAACGCACGGCCGCACAAAUGUUCAUCACAAAUCAUAUUUACUGGAAGAAGAUGUUCGGCACUUCGAUGCUGCCUUCUUUCGUAUCAACCCCAAGGAGGCGGCUGAUAUGGAUCCUCAGCAGAGGAUGCUCUUGGAGACGGUCUAUGAGUCCUUCGAGUCGGCGGGGUGGUCUCUCAACCAUGUUGACGGUUCGCCAACGUCGGUGCAUGUUGGAGUCAUGACAGACGAUUAUACCCUGAUUUCAUCCCGAGACCCGGAUAUGCUGGGGAGUCACGCGGCUACCGGGUUAUCUCGGGCCAUCUUGUCCAAUCGCAUAUCUUACGCCUUUAAUCUCCAAGGACCGUCCAUGACACUUGACACGGCUUGCUCGAGCUCACUGGUCGCCCUCCACCUUGCCAUUCAAGGCCUUCACUUGGGCGAGGCUGUUCAAGCUGUGGUGGCCGGAACAAAUUUGCUCAUGGACACGAUUUGGUACAUUGCCGAGUCGUCCAUGCACAUGCUUUCUUCAGAUUCUCACUCUCGUAUGUGGGAUAAAGACGCUAGUGGAUAUGCUCGAGGUGAGGGCUGCGCUGCUGUGGUGCUGAAGCCGCUCAGUAAGGCAAUCGCCGAUGGCGACAAUAUAGAGUGUGUUAUCAGAGCAACGGGCGUCAACUCUGAUGGCCGCAGUAACGGAAUCACCAUGCCAACUCCAACAGCACAAGCCGCCCUGAUCCGAGAAACAUAUAGGGUAGCAGGCUUGGACCCCAUGACCGAUAGAUGUCAGUACUUUGAGUGUCAUGGCACCGGCACCCAGGCCGGUGAUCCUGUUGAAGCCCAGGCAAUCAGAGAUGCCUUCUUCCCCAAUGGGCAGCACAAGGAGCAUGACAUUCUUUAUUGUGGCUCCAUCAAGACCAUCAUCGGUCAUCUCGAAGGCUGUGCUGGAUUGGCAGGACUGAUCAAAGCCUCGUUGGCAAUUCAAAACAAAGCGAUCCCUCCCAAUUUGCAUUUCCAUCAGCUCAAUCCGCGAGUUGAACCAUUCUACAAUAACCUGGAAAUACCCACAUCGCUUUUGCCUUGGCCAGAGACACACAGCCAGCCUCGCAGAGCAAGUAUCAACAGCUUCGGCUUCGGCGGGACAAACGCUCAUGCUAUUCUUGAGAGCUACGAGCCUUCUGAUGCCGCAUCUCCAUCCCCCCUUUCGUCAAGUGUACAUACCACUAUGGUCGGGGGAAGGCUGGUUGGACCAUUUGUGUUCUCGGCCAGAACUCCCAGUUCACUGCUCAACUCGCUCAAAAAGCUACUUGGUCACCUGCGUGCAAACUCGUCCCUGGACCUUGACUCUUUGAGCAACAGUCUACACUCCAAGAGAUCGGUGUUCCCGUAUCGAGUUACUAUCCCCUCAGCUUUGGAUCGCGAUGACUUGAUUCAAAGGUUGGAGGACCAAGUCAACACUGUAGCAACAUCGACUCUUAGCCCGCUUGGUGGUGGUGCUGGCGAUGAGCCGAGAAUUCUUGGUGUUUUCACUGGCCAAGGUGCACAAGCGCCCCGGAUGGGCUACGCACUGCUGCAACAUUGCAAACUCUUUCAAGACUCAAUCAGGCAGUGUGACUUGGCGCUCAAAUUGAUCCCAGACCCCCCCGAAUGGUCUUUAGCCGAGGAACUGGCUGCUGAUGCCGCAACAUCACGCGCGUCGCAGGCAAAGUUCUCGCAACCGCUCUGCACAGCCGUCCAAAUUGGUCUCGUUGACCUUUUACGCGCCAGCGGAAUCCGCUUCUGUGCUGUUGUCGGCCAUUCAUCUGGUGAGAUUGGAGCAGCAUACGCGGCAGGACUCCUUACCAGGAGGGAUGCCAUGGGAAUCUCUUACUAUCGAGGCCACGUGGCUCAUCUCGCCCAAGGAAACGGUGGGAGAUCAGGCGGCAUGAUGGCGGUCGCCACGUCCCUUGAUGAUGCCAUGGCGCUAUGCUCUGAGAAGCAAUUCAAAGGCAGAAUCACCAUCGCAGCCAGUAACUCUCCUUCAAGCACAACGCUGUCUGGCGAUGCAGACGCCGUCGUGGAGGCCAAGAGAGUCCUGGAUGAGCGCAACAUCCAAGCCCGAGUUCUUCAGGUCGACACAGCCUACCAUUCACACCAGAUGCUUGCAUGUGUAGACGCUUAUGCAGCCCAUCUCAAACAACUCAAUGUGCGUGUACAGACGCCUGCAAGUGAUGACGACUGUCGCUGGUAUUCCAGUGUAAAGACCAAUACGGAUAUUCUCGCCAACCCUCCAGAGUUUGGGCUGGAGGGCCAGUACUGGCUUGACAACAUGGUGCAACCCGUCUACUUUUCGGAAGCCGUCAAGUCGGCCGUACAAGACGCAUCGACAAAGUUUUCCGCUGCAAUUGAAGUUGGGCCUCAUCCCGCCUUGCGAGGCCCGUUGAAGCAGACCCUGACGCAGUCUAUUGAUUACACUCCACAUUAUGCUCCUUUGCUGAGUCGAGAUGGAGACAGUAUAGAAACAUUCUCAGAGGCACUUGCAGCUCUUUGGACUAUUUCCCCGUCUUCGAUUGACUUUGGUGGAUGGCGAAGAGCGUUUGGCCUUGUAGCCCAGCCGCAGACCAUCAAAAACCUACCACCGUACUCUUGGGAUCACACGCAGAUUCACUGGCGAGAGUCACGCGUGGUUCAGAACUACCGUCUCGGCAAACAACUCCCCCAUGACCUCCUCGGCCGCCUGUGGAAUGAUUCCCAGUAUGAGCAGGUAUGGCGCAACAUCUUCCUGCUCCACGAGAUGCCCUGGCUCAAGGGGCACGUCUUUCAAAACCAGGUUCUGUUCCCCGCGACUGGCUACAUUAGUUUGGCUGUGGAUGCCGCCAAAGCCUUUGUCAAAGGAAGAGCGAUCAAACUGAUCCAAGUAGAGGAUUUGUUGAUCACUACAGCAUUAGCCAUUGGCGAGAGGGACGAGGUCGAGGUCUUGUUCAUCAUUCGCAGUCAUGUCUCGCCCCAGAACGUUGAGGCUGGCUGUGUUUUGGAGGCCGAGUUCGCAUGCUACAGUUAUCCUGAUCAGCGCGAUGCCGACAGAACUUGCCACGGCCGGUUGCGUAUUCACCUCGGCGAAUUCGAGUCGGCAGACUUGGCGCCGGUCUGCAUCUCCGAGGUCAACCUCACCCCGUUCAACAUUGACCGAUUCUAUGGCGCGGCUUCGGAGAUGGGCUUUCAAUAUCAAGGUCCUUUUCGUGGACUGACUUCGCUCAACAGAUGCUGGGGUCACGCCAAGGCAGUUGCCUCGUGGUCUACAGAAGAUCUCAAUAUUGACUGCACGCUGCAUCCUGCCAUUCUAGACGUCGCCCUUCAAGCAGGGCUUUCAACCUUUUUAUCUGCCGCUGAGAACUCCAUGGCCUCCUCUUACCUUCCUGUUGGGAUUAAAAGGGUUGUCGUAAAUCCAAAUGAAAGGUUCCGGGGUCCUAAUCGCUCGACCAACGUUGACAUUGAGGCCUACAUGGUGAGUAGAGGUAUUGGGAAGCUGAUGGAAAUCGACAUCAACCUGCGUGAUCAAAUGAGCCUUCAUGGCGAUGUGUGCGGAAUUCAAAUGGAGGGUGUCAGUUUCAAGGCCAUAUCGGACCCGCAGCCCUCAGACGAUCGGAACAUUCUGGCCAAGACAGUUUGGGGUCUGGAUGUGGCAUAUGGCCUGAUUCAUCCGCUGGCAGAUGCCGUUCCAUUGGGACCACCGCUUUAUACGUUGGAGGAUUACGAACGCGUCGCGCUGUUUUAUCUGCAGUCCUUGGCUCAUUCGGUGAACAAACAGGAAUUGGAGAGACUGAAGCCACAGCAUCAGCAGUUGAUUUACUAUAUCAACGCAAUUAUGACCAAAGUUCGCACAGGCGACCAGUCUCACUUGCGAAGAGAAUGGCUUGAGGACGAUUCAGCUACCAUUGAAGAUGUACUAAGCCGGUAUCCUGGGGAUGUUGACAUGGCAAUGCUGAGGGUGAAUGGGGAAAAGUCCAUCUCUUUGCUGAGAGGGGACUACGAGUCAACAAAUGAAGUAUUUGAGAUGUCGUCAAAGUCCUCCUACCAGGAUACCCAAAGCUUUGUUUUAUGCAUCCAGUUCAUCUCUCAGCUGGUACGUCAAGUCAGUCAUAAAUUUCCCCGGACCAACGUUCUUGAGAUAUGCACUGGCACUGGCAGCGCUGCCGCCAGCGUCUUUGAUGCUAUUGGUGAUGCGUACGAAUCUUACACCUGCGCCGGUUCCUCGGAAACAGUCCUCAGCAGACUCAAGGAGUCUCUGGUUCCGACCGACUUGAACAAAAUUGGCAGCUUCAGACACAUUGAUUUCGAGACGGACCUGACAUCCCAAGAGGACGAUCUGGGGUUGUACGAUGUUGUCAUUGUGACCGGUUUGUUACGUGCAAGCCCAACUCUGGCACAAGUUGUCCAGAACUUGCGACGUGUCUUGCGCCCUGGGGGCUUCUUAAUCUCCAUGGCGCUUACAGGCUCCUCGCUUCGACCAAUUGCUCUCAUGGGCGGAUUAGAGAACUGGUCGAGAGGUUCCAACAGUCGAGUAACAGAUGGAUACGCCGUCAAGACAGGCGACCUCGACAAACUGCUUCACCGAUCGGGGUUCUCGGGUAUUGACUGCAUUUUACACGACCAGCCUGAUUCGCGCAUGCACGGGGUGUCCGUCUUUUCAGCCCAAGCUGUUGACGAUCGCUUCGAAAUCCUACGAGAUCCCCUUCUUGCUAUGGGUAUGAUCCCGCCAAACCCCGUGACAAUCAUUGGAGGUGAGACGAGCCAAGUCUCGAGCCUCAUCAGAGGUAUAGACAAGCUCCUGCGUGCUUGGGCACCAGAAAUCCAGGCCUAUGGGCGGUUCGAUGAAGUGGACAUGUCUCGCAUCCAACCAGCAUCAUCCGUCAUAGUCCUCCAGGAACUUGACAGGCCGCUGUUCUCUUCUUUCCCGACAGAAAAUGAGAUGGAAAAUCUCAAGGAGGUGCUGGGAACUUGCAAAAACACAUUGUGGGUAACAUCGGGCCGUUUGGAGAAUGACCCAUAUGCAAACAUUAUGAUCGGUAUUGGGCGCUCACUCAGGCUUGAGUUGACCCAUGUGAGCCUCCAAUUUCUCGAUUUCGACGCACAGGAUGAGUGGGAUGUACACGCGCUGGUGCGCCAGUUUCUUCGCCUCGUAUUCUCAUCAUCUUCGCCUGACACGACUGAGGGGAUGCUGUGGAAGGAAGAGCCAGAGGUUGUUAUAAAGGAUUCGCACAUGAUUGUGGACCGAAUAGUGGUGAAUGAUGAAUCCAACGAGAUCUACAACUCUGGCCGUCGCCGGGUUGUGAAGCUCGUUGGGCCUGAUGAGCCCAUUGAGACUGCCCAAGAUGCUGAUUCACCCGAAUCCCAACUUGUGUGCAGUCGUGGCAUUGACAUCUUGGAGGGUGAUAUGCCUGUCCAUGUCAAGUUAUCAGUUGCUUUGCACAGCGAGAGCAAGUUCCCUUGCUUUCUCUCCUAUGGCCAGCUGAAAUAUGGACAAGAGACAGUACUGACCUUGUCAAGGAAGGAUGCUUCUAUUGCUUCUAUUGGCAACAACUCCAUUGCCCGCUCAUCCCUUGCUCAGAAUUGCGAUGCGACGACUCUAGUCAACUUGGCAAGCUGCUUGAUUGCAUCACACAUAGUUUCCCGCAUACUAAGCGACGGAACAACCCUUGUUUGCGGUGCAUCUCAAGAACUAGCCAGAGUGACAUCUUCCUUGGCCGCGAGGUCCGGGCGAAAAGUGUUGUUUGUCAAAGUCACUUCAAAACAGCAAAGUGAGAGAGCAGAAUGGAUUUCCAUUCAUCCACACCAAUCGACUCGUAGCAUACACAAGUUGAUUCCUUCUGACACAGCUGCUCUGUUCGAUUUGUCUCAAACGGAUACGAAAGUUGUGUUGCCAUACUUGCCAGCUAGCUGCACUAUACAAGGAUUUGACACCAGAAGCCUCACGCAACAAUCGGUCGAGGAAGCUAUAGAAAUCUAUCAGAUGCAACAGGAUGUCUUCCGCACAGCCUCAACACCCACCAUCGUCGACAUUAAGGACGUACCGCAAAGGCGUAAUGCCAACCCGGGACAUCUCUCUGCCGUGACAAAAUGGGACAGAGAGGCACAAAUUAGUGUAACACGCCAGCCUCUUGACCCAAGCACCCUCAUAUCACCAAACAAAACAUACUUUUUGGUGGGCAUGGCAAGUGACCUCGGUCAAUCUCUGACGUAUUUCCUUGUUCGUGGCGGAGCGCGGUACAUUGUUCUGUCCAGCCGAAAUCCAAAAGAGCAACCCUGGGUAAAGGACCUCAGAAGAGAUGGCAUCGACAUUCGUGUGGUAAAAAUGGAUGUGACAGACCGUUCUCAGGUCCGCGAGACGGUCUCUUUGCUCCGUCGCACCAUGCCGCAGAUUGGUGGUGUCACGAAUGCCGCUUUGGUGCUGGAACCUGGAGUGUUUGCAAAUCUUUCGGCGGAGAGUAUUGGAAAACAGCUCCAGCCCAAGGUCUCUGGCACAGCUCAUCUCGAUGAUGAAUUCAGAACCGACAAGUUGGAUUUCUUCAUGGCUUUUGGGUCCUUGCUGACCGUGUGUGGCAACGCCGGACAGCCAAUGUACCACGCAGGCAAUACAUUUAUGAUGAGCAUGGUAAGGAACCGAAGGCGACGUGGUCUGGCAGCAUCAAUUCUCAACUUUGGGAUGCUGGUAGACGUCGGAUACGUGGCCCGAUCAGAUCGAUCUGGUAGUUCCAACGUUGAGGAAUGGCUCCGCUCCUUUGUUCCAACGGCGUUAUCCGAGGCAGACUUUCACCAUGUCAUACUCCAGGGAAUCGUUGAGGGCAACCCAGCCACUGGGAGUGGUGAGGUCAUCAUGGGCCUCGAAACAUUCACUGAUCGGGGACAGGCCGUAAGGCCAUCAUGGGUUGAUUCAGCUUUGCUGUCCCAUAUGGUGCGCGUUUCCAAAUCCAUUGGAAAAGAAACAAUAGACAAAGCGCCGGCUUCAAACCAGCAGUGGGAGCUGGAUCUGGAAAACUCCAGUUCAGUUGACGAGGCAAUUCCACCCAUCACUGAGUUACUGUCAGCCAAGAUUGAGUCCAUGAUCCACGUUUCGUUGCACUCAAUCCAUCCUGAUGAGCCCUUGUCUCAUCUAGGCAUUGAUUCAAUCAAUGCCAUAGCAAUUCGCAAGUGGUUCCGGGAGAAGAUGGCCGUCGACAUUUCUAUGCUCAAGAUUUUUGGUAGAGACUCGUCUUCUUCUAUUAUUCGAACCGUCGCCGAACAGUAUCUCGACAAGAAGUCGACCAAAAACCCCGAGCCCGCAAAUGUCAAGACACAACCCACACCCCAAGGGGAGGUUCGCCGCGAAUCGGCGACACUGAUGCCCAAAGCAACAUUAACUGGCGAGACACAGCUAAAUACCUCUGCCAUGAGUACUCCUACUACCAACUCUAUCAAGAAUGAAGCAUCACCGACCUCUUACCAGCAAUCAACUACAGAAUCGUCCAUCGUGACGCCAGAGCCUGAGCUAGAAUAUCUUCAAUCAGAAAGAUUGUCAUAUGCACAGUCAGGAUGGUUCUACUUGAACACAAUCUCCGAGAUGCCGUCAUCAUUUAACCUCACCGUAAAGAUUAAUAUCAAGGGUCAGCUGAGUGUUAACAGGUUCAGUCGGGCAUUUGAUGCAACGAUGCUUCAUUAUGACGCGCUUCAAACAUGUUUCCUGGCGACUGCAGAAAGCUCUGAGCCUAGACAGCACGUAAUUAAGAGAAAUCGGCAAUCUCGGCUUACGCUAUUACAUUCAACAGCUGAAACUGGAGCGGCGGACGUCAAGAAGGCAUUCGAGGAAACGGCUAAACAUGAGUACGAUCUUUCGAUAGGAGACACGCUUCACGCCACACUGAUUAGUCAUGGCGAGCAGUCUCAUACUCUGGUUUUGGGAUUCCACAACAUUGCUAUUGACGCAUUCAGUAUGGCUCAUUUGAUGGGUGACAUUGGCCGCGCAUAUCAAUUUGCACCUCUGAGUCCAAAUCCUACGUCAUAUCUCGACUUUACGCGGCAACAAUUCGACGAUAUCCGGAGCGGACGUUUUGUUGACAGCCUUGAAUACUGGAAAAAGCUUCUGAACCCCGCCCCGGAACCUCUUCCAUUGCUCCCCCUUGCAAAAGUCAAAACAAGACGUCGACAACGAGCAUACGGUCAUCACUACAUUGAAACGGUGUUGGACGGCGAUUUAGUGCAACGCAUUGACAAAGUUAUUCGACAUCAACAUGUCACUCCAAUGCAAUUUUACUUGUCCGCUUUACAUGUACUGCUUUGCCGCCUUCUAAACAUUGACGACUUGUGCAUUGGGGUUGUGUUUAACGGUCGUGACCCAACGAGUAAGUUUGGGGGCACCAUUGGGCAUUUGGCCGAUGUCCUACCGCUUCGAUCCAAAGGAGUCUUGGGCAAAUCAUUCUUGAACGUAUUAAAAGAUACGGCCCAGACUCUGCAGGACUGCCUUGACAACGCGAAUAUUCCGUUUGCCGCCAUUGUAGAAAAGAUGCGGCCCGAGACAAGUGAAGGCAAUAUGCCCAUGUUCCAGAUUGCGUAUGAUUACCGGGGAGUUCAGGAGAGCAGAUUGAGCCCCAUGGGAGGUUGUACCUUGACCCUGGGCGAGCUCAACUAUACGACUUUGUACGAUAUGACAGUCGAUGUUCUCCACACCGCCUCUGGGGAUCAUGUACUCAACAUGAGGUUAAGUGAUGAUUUCUACUCCAUUGAAGCCACACAGUUCAUGAUGGAAACCUUUAUCAAUGUACUCGAGACUAUAAGUCAAGAGCCCACGGCUUCUGUCAAGGACUACAAGCUGUUCAGCAACGCUCAGAUACAACAAGCCGCGACUGCUGCCGAAGGAUCAGAGUUGCAGUAUUCAUGGCCCAAUUCGCUAUGUGAAAGAUUUUAUCAGGUCGCUACCAGCUUCCCAAAGUCGGUUGCGGUCAAGCACGGUAGCGAAACCAUCACCUACUGCCAAUUGAGGGCAAAGGCAGGUCUUUACGCCAGGAUUUUGAUCGAAGCGAACAUUACCAAGGGAUCUCGGGUUGCUGUUCACUGUGAACCAAGCAUUGAGUUUUACGCAGUCAUGUUGGCAGUUUUCCAUGUUGGGGCUGUCUUCGUUCCCCUUGAUGUCAGCUUACCUGCUGCAAGACGUAAAACCAUAUUGAGAGCAUGUAACCCGGACGUCCUCGUCUUUCACAGAGCAACCGCAGAGAGCGCAAUCGUAGAGACUGCAGACCAUGUCAUAAAGUCAUUCGAUAUCACGAAACUCGCCCAGGAUCGCCAACAGGAUUCUCCUAUUCCCAAGCGUGUCCCUUGCGAGGCAGAAUCCGAUAGCUGUAUUCUAUUCACAAGCGGUUCGACCGGCGCACCCAAGGGCAUUAGACUCCAUCAAAGGGCCUUGAUGACGUACGCAGAGUUUGCGAGCAGAACCCACGGCUUCGGACAGAUUACGGUUUUGCAACAAACAUCAUUUGGCUUUGACUUGUCUCUGGCUCAAAUUUACAGCGCCUUCACCAACGGCGGGAUGCUCGUGGUUGCGCCCGUCGAAGCUCGAGGGGAUCCGGACAUGCUUUCAAGGCUCAUGGUGGAUGAGAAGAUUGAGUACACAAUGUGCACCCCUUCCGAGUAUGGCUUGCUUCUUACAUAUGCCGACGCUGCCCUACGACAAUGCCGCUCUUGGCGCUUUGCAGGAACAGCCGGAGAGGCUCUCCCCCAGCUCGUGGUUGAUGGCAUACGAGGUUUGAAAUUGCCCAAUCUGACCCUGACCGACUGCUACGGUCCUACCGAGGCUUUCAUUGUGACAUGUCGAGAUAUACCGGUGAGGGCUGCUGCUAGCUACGAUAAGAGCGAGGACCAGAACGGAUCCGUCGGCCACGCCCUUCCAAACACAUCGAUUUACAUCACCAGUGAGCAUGAUGGGAGCUUGCUGCCUCAAGGCAUGGCGGGCGAAAUAUGCAUUGGCGGCGCAGGGGUCGCUAAUGGCUAUCUCAGCCCUGAGAUGAGUGACGCCAAGUUCGUCAAGAACCCAUUUGCCACUGCUAAGCAAGUAGAUGCAAGAUUUAGCACCAUGUACAAGUCUGGUGAUCGGGGCAUUCUCCAUCCAGACGGGUCAGUCAUCUUUCUUGGGAGGACUCGGGGCGGCAAUGCAGUCGUCAAGUUGCGAGGUCUGCGCGUUGACCUUGGAGAAGUCGCUGGCGCAGUCUUGGAGGCAGCACCAAACGACUUGAUCAACGCAGCCGUGACUGUUCGGGGCGAUGCGCAACUCCUCGUCUGCCACGUCGUCUUUAGACACGGCAAGACUUUGAGCAACGAGCAGCUUACUCAACUUGUCCGCACGAUGACGCUGCCACGCUACAUGAUUCCAUCGGCCAUUGUGCCCCUGGAGCGUUUGCCAAUGACACCGAAUGGAAAACUGGAUACGGCAGCUCUAGAGGCCUUGCCGCUCCCUCUACUCUCAAGACAAGAACAAGGUGAAGCCGACAUGACGGAAACGGAGGCUAUUCUUCGCAACCUGUGGAUUAAUAUUAUUGGCGAAGUGGCAGAGUCGGCCGACAUCGGCCCAAGCUCUAGUUUCUUCUUGAUAGGAGGAAAUUCUUUGCAUCUAGUUCACUUGCAGUAUGCUAUCAGGGCCAGGAUAGGUGUCAAGGUGCAUUUAAGAAUUUUAGAGCAGGCGGUAGAUUUGAGAGCUAUGGCGAAUAUAGUUGACAAGACAAGCCGGGCUUGUUUUGUGGCCACAUAA